UUCAAUAGUUUUUAAAUAAGUAAUUGAUGAUAAUUGAAUGAAGCUAUUUUCCUAACUUAGAUAAAAGUCAUUAAUUAGAUUUAGAAUUUAUGAAUGAUGAAGAACUUUUUGAAUGGUUGCAUUAGAGAUUACUACUUUUAAUAACCACUAAGGAUGUAUAAAUUGGAGCUAAGGCUGUAUAACAUUGGUGUCAAAAAGGAUUCGGUAAGAAUUCAAUUUGUAAUACAAGGUUUAUAGAUUCAGGAAUCCCGAUGGUGAAUUAAAUCUUAAUAGUGUUAGCAAGAAUAUAAUUAAGAAUUAAUCCAAAGAUGGUAGAUGAAAUUAUUAGAUUAAUUUAUGACGAAGAAGAUAAGCAGAAAUUAUUAGAACAACUUUCAUAAAUUGAUUAAAAAUAAGUAAGCGUACAGGUAUAAUGUAAAUCUAAAUAUUAAUAUAGUCACCAAAAAUUUUAAAAGCAAAAUUUGGAAAAAAAGAUUAAGGAUUAUUUGAAAAUAUACUAACAGCUCUAAGAUUUUGGGAUAAAAAAUAAAAAUGAAAUAAAAG
This is a messenger RNA of Paramecium sonneborni, 543 nucleotides long. The record is from the annotation of a GenBank genome assembly. Lineage: Eukaryota; Ciliophora; Oligohymenophorea; Peniculida; Parameciidae.